This is a messenger RNA of Oncorhynchus tshawytscha (Chinook salmon), 4858 nucleotides long. Its product is annotated as F-actin-uncapping protein LRRC16A. Gene Ontology annotation, cellular component: plasma membrane; lamellipodium. The record is from RefSeq and is a predicted model, not a curated record. The coding region runs from base 299 to 4477 and encodes 1392 amino acids. NCBI's taxonomy places the organism in Eukaryota, Metazoa, Chordata, Actinopteri, Salmoniformes, Salmonidae. The transcript has 38 exons. Gene Ontology annotation, biological process: regulation of Arp2/3 complex-mediated actin nucleation; cell migration.
GUUUACUGAAAGUAUGUGAUUAUUUUUUUGCAACAGACUCGCAGAGUAGGCUAGUCCAAGCAUAACGCUGUCUUCAAUUUUUCUCAUGUCAUUGUAUUCGUUAAUUUCAGCUCUUGAGCUCCAAAAGGUACAUUGCUCUGACGCACUCGAGGAUGAAUGGAGAAAGUAAGCAAAACAACCCCAGGUACUCAAGAAACUGGACUAGGCUACUCAUCGGUGGAUAACUUUACACUUUAAUCCAUGUCGUGCUUAGUCUUUGUGCUUUUUUAACUGCACAUAACUCUCCCAAUUCUUAAACAUGUCUGAAGAAGAUACGGGUAUUCCUAAGGAGUUGCUGGAGAGUCUGAGAGAUGCCGUGGGAAGGAAGAUCAAGCUCACCCUGAAGAAGAGGUUGAAACUGGAGGUCAAAGGUGACAAACUGGAGAACCGAGUUCUGGCUUUGGCAUCCCAUCGGGUCUUUCUGCUUACUGCAAGGGUCCCUGCCAAGAUUGAACAGACCUUCAAUUACCUAGAUAUACAGGGGAUCAUUAGUAACAAGCCCACUCAGUUGUUGUUGGAGUAUGACCGAGGCCAGCUGUCCCUGAAGCUUGGCUCUGUGGAGGAUGUGGAUGAGGUGGUGGCCCACAUUGGGAGCUGUCUACACAGAAUCUGUCCAGGCCUCUCCCCAGUGAAGGCGAUGAAGAAGUUGACCCUGAAGCCUCCUGAGAGGACGGCCGCCCUACAGUCUCUCUGGGAGGACCAGGCCACCACAGACCUAGGGCCGUGUGGUGGUUUCUCCCACAUGUACUGGUGUCUCUGUGACCAGCUGGGUCUGCCAUUCAGAGAGGAGGUGCAGUGGGAUGUGGACACAAUCUAUCAGACCCAGGACACCAGGGAACUGAACCUGCAGGAUUUCGUACAUCUUGAUAACCGAGAUUUGGUGGCCAUCAUUGUGGUCCUGGAGUAUAACCAAUGGUUCACCAAGCUCUCCACAAAGGACUACAAACUGUCCACAGAUGUGUGUGAAGAAAUUCUGCGAGUUGUGUCCCGCUCCAGUCGCUUAGAGGAGCUGGUUUUAGAGAAUGCAGGUCUCAGAAGUGAUUUCGUGCAGAAGCUAGCCAACGCUCUGACCUGCAACCCUGCCUCUGCACUUCACACCCUCAACCUCACAAACAACUCCCUGGAGGACAAGGGCAUAUCUGCUCUCAGUGCACAGCUUGCCAAACUCCCAAUGGGUCUCAAGCAUUUGAACCUUUCAAAGACCUCCAUAUCGCAAAAAGGGGUUAACAGUCUGGCCCAGGCGCUGAGUGCCAACCCUGCUGUCCCCACUACCCUCACACAUCUGGACCUCUGUGGGAACUCACUCCGAGGAGACGACCUCUCAAAUCUGUACAAUUUCCUGGGUCAACAUAACAGUCUAGUAACUCUGGAUCUGUCCAGCAGUGACUGCUGUCUGGACCAAGUCUGCACUUCACUUCUACGAGGUUCUCUCAAGCACCUCUCAGUGCUCAACAUGUCGAAGAGUGUUUUCUCUCACAGGAGAAGUAAAGAUGUCCCGCAUUCCUUCAAGCAGUUCUUUGGCACUGCACUGGCGCUGAGCAGUGUCAACCUGUCUGGAACCAAGCUCCCCCUGGAGGCACUCAAAGCACUUUUACUAGGUCUUGGUUGCAAUCCCAAUCUCAGUGAAGUAUCACUGGAUCUCAGCAGCUCUGAGCUAAGAUCUGGAGGCUCUCAGAUUCUGGAGGGCUGCAUAGCUGAGAUUCCCAACAUCUCCAGCCUGGACAUCUCAGACAACGGUUUGGAUUCAGACCUGACCACUCUCUUGGUGUGGCUGGCCAAAAAUCGCUCCAUCCGCCAUCUCUCACUGGGCAAGAACUUCAAUAACAUCAAAUCCAAAAAUCUGUCUCAAGUCUUGGACAACCUGGUGCACAUGAUACAGGAGGAGGAAUCGCCCCUGACGUCCCUCUCCCUGGCCGACUCCAAGCUGAAGGGAGAUCUGUCCAUCGUGCUGAACGCUCUGGGCAGCAACACCAGCCUGAUCCGGGUGGACAUCAGUGGCAACGGCAUGGGAGACAUGGGGGCCAAGAUGCUGGCCAAGGCCCUACAGAUCAACACCAAGCUCCGGACAGUUAUGUGGGACAAAAACAAUGUCAGCCUACAAGGCCUCCAGGAUGUGGCAGCAGCUUUAGAAAAGAACCACACCAUUCGCUUCAUGCCUAUCCCCAUCAUCGAUGCUGCCCAGGCCCUCAAAGCCAGCCCUGAGAAAACAGAGGACGCCCUACUAAAGAUGGAGCAGUAUCUCCUAAGGAACCACGAGACUCGAAAAUACCUCCAAGAGCAAGCUUACCGGCUUCAGCAAGGCAUUGUCACGACAACCACACAACAGAUGAUGGACAUGAUCUGUGUAAAGGUGCAGGACCACCUGAACUCCCUGAGGUAUACAGAGACCGACGUCGUCCAGGAGGACAUGAAGGUGGCCAGGAACCUCAUGAAGGACGCCAGGAACUCCAAAAGACUACUGCCCAACCUGUACCACAUGAGGGGAUCUCCUGGUGGCAUGGGCAGCCCCAUUCAGGACAAGCUAGAGUCCAUGGCCGGAGAGAUGGCCAGGGUCAUGGAUGGACAGCUACAGACGUUGUUGCAGUCUAUGGUUGACACCGCUGAGGGCCUCUGUCCCCAUGUGAUGAAGAGGAGCAACCUGCACCAGGAGCUGAUGAAGGCAGGUGCAGGCAGGAUGACCAUCCCCCAUAGCUUCAUCACCACCACACUACUGGAACAGUCAGGAGUCGACAUCAUCAACAAGAUCAGUGAAGUGAAGCUCAGUAUGGCUUCCUUCCUCUCAGACCGUAUCGUGGAUGAGAUCUUGGAAUCUCUGUCCCGUUCCCAAAACACUCUGGCAGAACACCUGACCAGGAAACCUCAACCUCUUCUCCACCAGGAGCCCAACAAGAUGGAGGUGCUGGAGGAGACAGUCCUCCAACCUGAGGCCCAGACCCAGGAGCAGAGUCCUCACCAUGCUGAGAGGCUGGAGGAGAUGGACACAUAUGUGUCCAAGAGGAAGAGCAUUCUCUGCAGGAUGCUGCGGCCUGUAUCUGUGGCCUUUGGUGAGUUUAUGUUCUACAUCCCAGAAAUGGAGUUUGACUUGGACAAGGCCCUGGAAGAAGUGCCUAUAUAUGAGGAGGAUCCGCCCCCUCCUGCCCCAUCGGACAAGAAGCCGACUUACUUUGGCGAGCUGCCCACUAUGGAGGCCCGAAAGCUAGAGCACCACACCAAGCUCCGCCCCAAACCGAAAAAGAGGACCAAACCUAGCCGAGCACCACGGGAACCAAUCUGCACCUCUCCACCACCAGAAGUGGAGCAGAAUGACCUGGGGAAAGUGGAUGAGGGUGUUGAUGAAUUCUUCUACAAGAAAAUCACCAAACUUAGUUUUAAACGACCCACCCUGAGGGGCUCCUCCAACAUCCAGGAGGGGUCGGAGAAGAAACGGGAAUCCCGUAAAAGCGGCUUCCUUAACCUCAUCAAGUCUCGCACCUUGAAGUCCGAGAAGAGCCAUGGAACAGCUGCCAUCACCACCCCAGCUGCUGCGACUGUCAGCACUGUGACAGAGGAGCCCUUGUCCCCCAAGGCUCCGUUGUGGGACCACUCUGAAAUCUCCCCUGACCACUCACGAAAGCCACCAACCCCUGAACCCACUGAGGAACAGCACUCCGAGAGUGACAGUAAGGGUAGUCCUCAUGGUGGCCGGCACUUUGGGGUCCCCGUAAUGGGCCCCCUAAUGGGAAUGGACCUCCUGGCGGAGAUGAGAAAAAUGCAUGAGAAAAUAGUCGCUCAUAAGUCGGACUCUUCAGACAAGGCAGAUGAUAAAAAAGGCGAGUUGGCCUCUAUAUCCCAAUCAGGAAAGCCAAAGGGUCAAACAUCGUCGAUAGCGCCCAGGUCUAAACCCACCGGUGUCACACCCAGAUCCCCAGCACCCCAGAGCAUCAAGCCCCACAUGGGACCACACACUUUGGGACCCCUGAGCCCUCGUGCCAGCAGCAGCCACAGCCCAGAUGACACCCCUGACUCCUGUCUUGGAAACGUAUCCCCAAAAGGACCACUGCCCGCCCCUCGCCUGAAGAGAGAGCCCUCAGACUAUGAGAGGGAGGAGGAGAGUAGCCACAUUAAUGUUGAACUCACAGGAGACUCCAGCCCAUUUGACUUGGACCAAGAGAUGGACAGGUCUGCAAUUGGUGGGAGACAGUGGUCCUCCCUGAAGCGCUCCACUUCUGUGGUACAGGAAGUAGAAGGUCGAGAACGCACCAAGUCCCUCCCUGCAUCUGUGAGACCUUCAUCCACGGUGGACCUUGUCCACUGCCAAAGCCCUGGGGUGUUUGCUAAAGACAACACCGAAGAGGACUUCUCUCCUACCCCUGACACGGACCAAAGACAGAAUCUCAGGCCUGACAACAUGGAGGACACCGUGACGACAUCCCAGUGUAGAAAGAAAAGCUACAUCUAGAUUCUCUCUACUUUCUCCAAAGUGUUCCAUGUAGUGUCCAAGUGUGGAGAAUUGUAAUGCAGCCAAAGAGGAAAGAACCAAAAAAAAAGCUUAUGGACAAAUCCGUGCCAGUACCUUACUCUGAAUUCUCUUACUUUAAACAAAGACUGUUGAUUGGCUUAUUCAAUCAACCAAUAAGCACUGCUGUGUUUCUAUGUCUACUUUGCAUGUUAUGUAUUUAUGUAAUAACACACUGAAAGAGACAUGCAUGUGUUGAAAAGUACACUACAUGACCAAAUGUAUGUGGACACCUGCUCAUUGCAACAUCUCAUUCCAAAAUCAUGGGCAUUAAUAUGGAGUUGGUCCUCCCUUUGCUGCUAUAACAGCCUCCACUCUUCUGGG